AUGGCGAUGGCUUGUCUUACACAUCUGCUCUUUCUGCUGUGCGUUGGCGUCAUAGUGAGCACAGUGGUGGAUCUGCAUAAGAGAAUCAUCGGCGGUGUGGACUGUAGACAUGAUGACCGUCACUACCACGUCCGGUUGAGGACGAAUAAUGGAACUCAUGAAACAUUCUGUGGUGGCUCUCUGAUCAGUGACCAGUGGAUUCUGACCGCUGCUCACUGUCAGAUACCAGGAUGGACUAUGUUUGCAGAUUUAGAUGUGCAUCCAGGUCCAGCAAGAACGGUGCAAAUCACAGAUCCAACCGUGACCUUCAGGGACAGCAACGGCAAGGAACACGACAUCAUGUUAGUGAAGCUCCCCUCAAAAACUCAAACCCAGACUGUUCGACUUCCCAACUGUCAAAAUCGUCCCAAGCUAGGUGAUACAGUUCAGAUUGCAGGUCAUGCUUCUUCAGUAUCAGGCCCAAAUAAUGAAAGACAACCUGGUUAUACAGCGACUCUCCAAUGUGCCGAUACCACCAUUGUGGACUGUCAACACAUGAUAAACGGGAUGAUUAACUAUCAUGCUUAUUCUCAUCAAAAAUGGAUUUGUGGCCAAAAACCUAACGUGGACGCAUGCAAAGGUGACUCUGGUGGAGGAGUGGUUUACAAGAACAGGAUUUAUGGUGUCAUUGUCGUGGUCAAUGCCAACUAUACGUGUACAAGCCCAGCAGCAUUUAUGGACAUCUGUCAUAAUCCAUACAUUCAAUGGAUCAACAGAAUCAUUGCCCAAAGCGCUGGUUAA
Molecule: messenger RNA, 780 nt
Organism: Solea solea (common sole)
Lineage: Eukaryota; Metazoa; Chordata; Actinopteri; Pleuronectiformes; Soleidae
Product: trypsin-4-like
Exons: 6
Coding region: 1-780 (259 amino acids)
Biological process (GO): proteolysis
Molecular function (GO): serine-type endopeptidase activity
Source: RefSeq, a predicted model, not a curated record